Molecule: messenger RNA, 2334 nt
Organism: Camelina sativa (false flax)
Lineage: Eukaryota; Viridiplantae; Streptophyta; Magnoliopsida; Brassicales; Brassicaceae
Source: RefSeq, a predicted model, not a curated record
AUGGCUCCGGCAACGGAGGCGGAGGUCGGUAAGGCCUUAUUUAUGAUGUCCCCGAAUAAGGCACCUGGGCCGGAUGGAAUGACAGCUUUGUUUUUCCAGAAGGCGUGGCGAGUCGUCAAGGAGGAUCUUGUGGCCAUGGUAGACCGGUUUUUGAAAGAGGGUGUUUUUGAUAAAAGUUUGAAUAGGACGCAUAUCUGCUUAAUCCCGAAGCGGCUAAAACCAAUAUUACCCGAUCUUAUCUCGGAAACACAGACCACUUUUGUUCCAGGCCGUCUGAUCUCGGAUAACAUCCUCAUCGCCCAGGAGAUGUUUCAUGGGUUAACAACAAAUCCAUCGUGUAAAGGGAAGUUUAUGGCGAUCAAAACAGAUAUGAGCAAGUAUGAGGCUGUUUCGGGUCAGCAAAUAAAUUUUGCCAAGUCUUCAAUCCAAUUUGGUCAUAAGGUGGAUGAGGCUGUGCGGACGGUGAUGCAUGGGGUGUUGGGGAUAUCAAAUUUGGGAGGCAUGGGAUCAUAUCUAGGGUUACCGGAGAGUUUGGGAGGGUCCAAGACAAAGGUUUUUUCUUUUGUUCGGGACAAACUUCAAAGUCGAACGACGGGUUGGUCGGCAAAACUCUUCUCCAAAGGGGGAAAAGAGGUGAUGAUAAAGUCGGUAGCUCCAGCGGUUCCAAAUUUUGUAAUGUCGUGCUUCCGGUUACCGAAAACAAUAACGUCAAAACUCACGAGUGCAGUGGCGAAUUUUUGGUGGAGUACUACAGGACAGGCUGGGGGGAUGCACUGGUUAGCUUGGGAUAAGCUCUGUUGUAGUAAGCAGUUGGGAGGUUUGGGUUUUAGGCAUGUUGAUGAUUUUAAUUCAGCAUUGCUGGCAAAGCAACUGUGGCGGCUGAUUGAGGCUCCGAACACACUGUUUGCUCGGGUUUUCAAGGGCAGGUACUAUCGGAAUUCUAAUCCUAUGGAACCGAUACGGUCUUAUUCUCCAUCUUAUGGGUGGAGGAGCAUUAUUUUUGCUAGAUAUUUGGUUAAUAAAGGGCUUAUUAUACGGGUUGGUUCGGGAGAGUCCAUUUCAAUAUGGACGGAUCCAUGGGUACCAGCUCAAUCCCCAAGACGAGCGUUUAGUAAGGGUCCUCUUAAGGAUUCUUCUCUUCAAAUUUCUCAUUUAAUUGAUUGUCACAUGAAUACUUGGCGUAUGGAUAUGCUCAAGGAGCAUUUUGCCCCGGAAGAUGUUGAUCUGAUAGGGGCUAUACCUUUGGAAAGUUGUCGGCCACAAGAUUCCCUGGGUUGGCAUUUUACAAAAUCUGGAAAGUAUACAGUUAAAUCUAGGUAUGACACGGAGCUUUUUGCUGCAUCACGGCUUAGUACGGUAUCUCGGUCGGGUCUAGAGAUUACUCCUCUCUUGGCUGGUGUCUGGGGUGCUCACUGUCCACCGAAAAUUAAACGUUUUAUGUGGCAGGUCUUGACAGGGUGUAUUUUGGUUUCGGCAAAUCUGCGGCGACGGGGAAUUGCGUGUGAUUCAGGGUGUGUACGGUGUGGGGCAGAGGAGGAAACAAUAAAUCAUGCUAUUUUCUGCUGUCCACCGGCCCGACAGGUUUGGGCUUUAGCUCAGGUUCCCGUAGGUCCUGACUCUCUCCCGACGGAGUCUGUGUACGCUAAUGUGGAUCAUUUCUUAGACUCUACUAAUCCGGGUUCUCAAAUAAAAAAUUUUCCGUGGCUCAUGUGGUAUAUUUGGAAAGCGCGAAAUGCUCGCGUUUUUGAGGAUGUAAUGGAUAAUCCCCUGGACGUAGUCCGGUUGGCGGAGGGAGAGGCGAAUGCCUGGCUGCAGGCCCAGGUGGAGGUUGAGGAUGAGGAUCGUCCCAAUCCUUCCCUUGUCCCUAAUUCUAGACAAAGGGAGUCCACAAGCUCCCUCCCCAACUUUUUUACGGGUUAUCGGUGUUUCGUUGAUGGCUCUUGGAAAGCGACUGACGCUCUUGCAGGUGCAGGUUGGGUUUGUUCUUCCUCACAAGAUUCGAGGUCAACCAUGGGAGCAACCAAUUUCCGACGAAGUUUGUCUCCUCUACAUGCUGAAAUAGAAGCUUUCAUUUGGGCUAUGCGGUGCAUGAUCGGACAUGACUACACAGACUGUUCUGACUUGGUGAAGAUGGUGUCUUCUCCUCACGACUGGCCGGCUUUCACCCCCUACCUCGACGACAUCAAGAUAGAUCAAGCGGAGUUUUCUUCCUUUUCCCUAUCUCUCGUUCCCCGUAAUGCGAAUGUAAGUGCGGAUUCUUUGGCACGCCAAGCGCGUCUGUCUUCGCAGCAUGUUUUGUUUGUAAACAAUUUACCCCCUAAUUGGCUUUUUUGA